AUCACCACCACCAGAGAGAGCACAAGUAUCAUACUCUUGUUACUGAGCAACGCAAAUUCAAUUACACAGAAACAGUAGCGACUUUGAUAUGCCGUUAUAAUACGUACUGAUACAGGUUAACUACUAAAACUGAGAUGACUGACGUCAGAGAGCAGCUACUUUCCAUUGAGCAGAAGUAUAAACUUUUCAAACAACAGCAGUUUAUAUUUAUAACGGCUCUUGAGCGCUCGAGGGAGCACGCCAGGGACAAAACUGAGCCCGUCUCCACCGUGACACAGGUCCAAAGGUACAUGAAUCACCACUGCAGCAAUUCCACAGACAGACGCAUCUUCUUGCUCUUUUUGGAAAUUAUUUCUGAUCUUGAAGGUAUUUUAAAACAUCUGGAGUCCUCACUGUCAAGCAAAAACACUUCUAGUGAGGGCCUGAACACUUGCAGGGAAAUCCUGAAUCUCAACAGCAACAUCAGUCAGCUAAGAGCACACUACCCACACAAUGAGAUCAACCGGCUUAGCUGUGAUGAAGCAAGAAAUUUCUAUGGUGGGAUUGUGAGUGUGAUUCCACUGUCUCUAGACCUCCUCAACAACUACAGCAGAGGAGGUGCUCAACGUGUCACUCCAACAGCUACAGAAACAUCUCAACAAACAGUUGCAAAAAAUGCAGAGAUGGUUGAAGGCCUUGAUAAAGACACCAGUAACAAACUGAGUAGAUAUAAAAAAGGUGCAGGGGGCUGGCAUGCUGGAAAACCAGCCUGGAAGCCACCAGGAAAUACAAGGAGAUGAAACACUUCUUCAAAACUCAUGCAUGCAUUGCAGUGAGCUGUCACACUACGUAUUAUUAAAUAUACAAUUACCAUUUUAAAAUCGAUGACUAUGACAAAAAUAUGCAAAACAUAUAUUUUAUUUUAUUUUUGUUGAUCAUAGCAAGUAGGACAACACAAAUCUGUUUUCUCAAAUUCAAAAUAGACUCUGGUUACCUGUUACACUCAUCACCGUCUGGUUGUACCAUAGUUCAGAUAACUUUCAACAAAUGACUUAAAGGGAUACUCCACCCCAAAAUGAAAAUGUGUCAUUAAUCACUUACCCCCAUGUCGUUCCAAACCCGUAAAAGCUUCGUUCGUCUUCGGAACACAAUUUAAGAUAUUUUGGAUGAA
This is a messenger RNA of Cyprinus carpio (common carp), 1150 nucleotides long. It is a transcript of the gene spaca9, whose product is annotated as sperm acrosome associated 9. Gene Ontology annotation, cellular component: acrosomal vesicle; ciliary base; sperm flagellum. The record is from RefSeq and is a predicted model, not a curated record. Lineage: Eukaryota; Metazoa; Chordata; Actinopteri; Cypriniformes; Cyprinidae.